CUCAACUUCUGCAAUGUCUUCCCUUCUAUUGUUCAUCUCCAUCCUCCUCCUCUUCACCACCAUCUGCUUCUCUUCACGUAUUCCCAUUCGCUCAGAUUAUGAAGUUAGUCUCCUCUACGAGGGUUGGCUAGUCAGACACAACAAAUUUUAUAGUGACUCAUCAGAGAAGGAAAGAAGAUAUGAGAUUUUCAAAGAUAACCUUAAAUAUAUUGACAAGCACAAUGCUGGUAAUCAUACCUAUACUCUUGCAUUGAAUGUGUUCGCUGACCUUACUGUAGAAGAGUAUCGAGCCACUUUUUUGAGAACCUUACCACCCCGGAAAUGGAAGAUGGAAAAUGAUAGUGAAGCCUUCAAUGAUAAUGUUGGUGUGGCGCCAGACUCAAUAGAUUGGAGAGAUGAGGGUGUUAUUAAUCCUAUAAGACACCAGGGUGGUUGCUUUAGUUGUUGGGCUUUCGCAGUCCUGACAACAGUGGAAGCCGUCAAUAAAAUAGUUACAGGAGAUUUGGUAACUUUAUCAGAGCAACAACUGGUAGAUUGUUUCAAUAAAGGUUGCCAACCAAGCUAUUUAGAUGAUGCUUAUCAAUAUAUUAUAGACAAUGGUGGGGUUGACACUGAAGCAGAUUACCCUUAUACGGCAAAGUAUAGUAAUUCUUGUGAUACGACUAAGGAAAGUAACAAAGUCGUAACAAUUGAUGGAUAUAGGAUGGUUCGUCGUAACAAUGAAAAUGCUCUUAAGGUGGCUGUUGCUGACCAACCUGUUGCUGCUGCUGUGGAAGGUUACGGAAAAAAUUUUCAAUUAUAUGGAAAUGGAAUAUUCACCCAGUUUUGUGGUACAAAAGUAGAUCAUGCUGUGGCAUUAAUAGGUUAUGACAGUGAAGGCGGUAAAGAUUAUUGGAUUGUAAGAAAUUCAUGGGGAGAUGGAUGGGGGGAGAAUGGAUAUAUGAAACUUGAACGUAAUAUUCAAUCACGAAGUGGAAAGUGCGGCAUUGCCUCGUGGCCCUAUUACCCUAUAAAAUACAGCAAUAUGAAAAACAAGGGCAAUACACUUGAAGUGGAGGCAGAAGAGGAAAAGGCAAGAAGAUCAGGAGAAAAAUGAAGUUGGGUGCAUGGAAGGGGUCAAAUAAAACAAUGGAUGAGCGCUUAAUAAUGUUUAAUUAAUUAAUGGACAUUUGUGAUUUGUGUACUCCAAUAACAAGAAAUUGGUACAAACUGUUAUUUCCUUUUGAAAAUCUUGUCAAUUUUUUUUUUCAAGAAA
This is a messenger RNA of Dioscorea cayenensis subsp. rotundata (Guinea yam), 1255 nucleotides long. RefSeq names its product zingipain-1-like. Gene Ontology annotation, molecular function: cysteine-type endopeptidase activity. The record is from RefSeq and is a predicted model, not a curated record. Gene Ontology annotation, cellular component: lysosome. NCBI's taxonomy places the organism in Eukaryota, Viridiplantae, Streptophyta, Magnoliopsida, Dioscoreales, Dioscoreaceae. Bases 14 to 1096 code for a protein of 360 amino acids. The transcript has 5 exons.